AUGGCCGGUAACAGGACAACCGUCACCGAAUUUUUUCUACUCGGUUUCCAAGGUCAUGAGCCUUUAAAUAUCUUGCUUUUUGUGGUCAUCUUCCUUGCCUAUGUCAUAACUUUAACUGGCGAUUGUCUGAUCAUCGCAGUAGUGUCAAAGAGCCAACGCCUCCAGUAUCCAAUGUUUUACCUCCUCAAACAUCUCUCAGUUUCUGAAAUCUUGUUUACUGGCAAUAUCACUCCUAACAUGCUCUAUAUAUUACUGAGAGAUGGUGGAACCAUGUCCUUUGCUGGUUGCAUCAUUCAGUUCUACCUCUACAUUGCCUCGGGCACUGUAGAGUCCCUUAUCCUCACCGCCAUGUCCUAUGACCGCUAUCUGGCCAUCUGUAACCCAUUACGGUACACCGACAUGAUGAACCUCCAGCAUUGCCAAGCACUGGUUAUAGCAUCGUGGAUACUGAGUUUCACAGUUGUUUUAAUAACAAUUAUUCUUUUAUGUCAACUGGAGUUUUGUGACUCUAACAUCAUUGACCAUUUCUUCUGUGACUUUGCACCCUUGGUGGACCUGUCUUGCUCAGACAGUUCUAUAGUGAGAAUAGAAGUUGUGGUGCUCUCCAUUCCUGUAGUCGCCUCCACGUUUUCCUUUAUUAUCUGGACUUACAUGUGUAUUUUCCUCACUAUCCUCAGGAUCUCUUCCGUCAUGGGGAGGCAGAAGGCCUUCUCCACCUGUAGUUCUCAUUUGACUUCGGUGUGCUCUUAUUAUGGUCCCCUUAUUGUAAUAUAUAUGGUGCCAUAUCAAAAACAUUCUCAUGUUGUGACAAAAUUCUUAUCAAUACUGUAUACUGUGGUGACCCCGUUGUUUAAUCCCCUUAUAUAUAGCUUGAGAAACGAAGAGCUUCGAAAUGUUCUGUGGAAAUUUUUGAACAUCAAAAUGAUUAUCUAA
Pseudophryne corroboree (corroboree frog) is the source of this 933-nucleotide messenger RNA. Its product is annotated as olfactory receptor 11A1-like. Bases 1 to 933 code for a protein of 310 amino acids. The transcript has a single exon. Gene Ontology annotation, molecular function: olfactory receptor activity; G protein-coupled receptor activity. Gene Ontology annotation, cellular component: membrane. The record is from RefSeq and is a predicted model, not a curated record. Lineage: Eukaryota; Metazoa; Chordata; Amphibia; Anura; Myobatrachidae. Gene Ontology annotation, biological process: G protein-coupled receptor signaling pathway.